Molecule: messenger RNA, 6036 nt
Organism: Alternaria burnsii
Lineage: Eukaryota; Fungi; Ascomycota; Dothideomycetes; Pleosporales; Pleosporaceae
Exons: 5
Coding region: 1-6036 (2011 amino acids)
Source: RefSeq, a predicted model, not a curated record
AUGAACCUGAAGAAAAGCAAAUUCUGGCCCCCAUUUUACAUCACGCCCAGGCACCCAGGACAUUGGCCCUUGAGCGAGCAUGUUACCACACGGAUUUGUCGGUAUGCAGGCAGACAGGCCAGUGCUAUGCUCUAUAUUGCUCUGUACAAGAACAGAGUAGGCGGCAAAGAUGCAAACACAGCCCUGCGAGCUGUGUAUUACGAACCAUUCACGUACUGGGACUGGCAUGGGGUGGAUGCUGAAGAUGAAAGCGCCUCCAAACACAAGAAACAGCUUGUUUGGGAGCGUCAACGAGGCUUCACAGCUGCCAAAGGUGAAAAGGCUGGAUACCCGUAUCCUCAAGAAGCAUGGCAACGAUUCCGACACCUAAUCGAUAACCAUGCAGAGAGACGCCAUUGGGUUGCAAAGAUGGCAGUGGCGCAUUGGAUGAAUAUAGAGGAUCUGACGUGGAUAUUCCGAAAUCUGCCGUCGCUUGAAGCCCUGGACUUGAGCGACAUUGCACUUUUCACAGUCCAGCCAUACAAGGGCUAUGCAAAUGAGCCUCCGUUAACUAUGACUGACACAUGGGCAUACUUUUUUCUUCGUAUACCCAGCGUGUGUCCUGUAAGAGAGACGGCGCCUAAACUGAAAUGGCUUGGUAUUCCAGAUUUCCGAGAUGUUUCACUUGUCGCUCCACGGAUCCUGCUCGAUAAUUUCCUACCGCUUUGUACGAAUCUCCAAACGCUAUCUAUCCGCGGAAAAUACCGGGAAGAAAUCCCACCACCGAGCCUUAGUGGACACGAAUACGUCUGUGAUUUCAUCAGGGGCAUCAAGAUACGUACACCGUCCAGCGUCACGGCUCUUGAACUCCGGCUUUCGAUUCCUUUCUUACAUCAGCUACUAGUCGCUCUACAUGCAGAGGACAGGCUGAACAUAGAUCAGAUAGGUCUCGAUCUUGGAGCCUGGGCUCAGACAUACCCUCUCAGAAAUACUUCCACGGAAAUAUCAGACAAUGAUGUCAUAUCGGCAGCUUCGAAGGCAGCUUCGAAGGCUCGUUUUGAUAUUUACAAACAACAACACAACAAGCUCCUAUCUGCAUCAUCGAGAUGGCUUUUACCAGCGCCAGAAGACAUUCCUUACACGUCAGAUGUUUCGAGUUCUUCUGGAAGUCCCGCAUUCGAGAGGCUCGACGCAAGGCCUACAUUUCAGAACGAACCAUAUAAAGCGAAGGGAGGGUCAGAUAUCCGCAAUUACACGUGUGAUCGAAGCAAGCUCGAAAGCCGGAAGAAAUGUGGAAACAAAGACGAGAACCACCACAAAGAACUACUCGGUAGCCUUGAAAGGACACAUGUAAAUUCUUUGCCAUCCAUGUUGGUGAAGCUGCAUGACGCGGGUCGAAUUGCUGCAUCUCAGGACUACAGUCUAUAUUCACUGAACCCUGAAUGGCAGGUCAAUAGCACGAUUCCCCUACAUCCCUUCACCAUGAUCCAGAAGUACCAACCUGUCCCUACACUAUCUAUGGACCAGGGUCGGGACUACAAACAGCUGACAACAGAUCGACUCAAAGAAGCAUACACUUGGUUGAACGCGACUUUUGCAUGGCGGCCAAUCUUCGACUGGGACUACUUUGUAAGUUCCGGUAUGGAAAGUGCGAAGGAAAACCUGGACGUUGCAUUCUCCAGCUUGGAACAACAAUACAAACUUGGCAACACAACUAGGAGUACGAAUGAGGUACUCUUAGGUGAGGUUUCUAGGCAAUUACAGAUCAUGCGAGACGCCGGCAUACCAAUCCAUCUUCUCAUGGGCCGUCGCAACCCUGAUGAGUCCAGCCUGUACUGGGGCUGGCCUUACAACUCAGAUGCAUGGGAGAAAUCGCUUCAAGCGCCGCCCGAUGCUGGUUUGGGAACAAUAGCAGCUCACAUCGAUACCUUGAGUAUUUUCUACGACCUACGCAAUCCUCUGGACGAGCGGCGAUUGGAAGAGAUUGAUAAAAGGCAACCGUAUCGACGACCCGAAGCAUAUUGUCCUCGCCCAAACGGCCCUUGGCACCUUACUAAGAAUAGCCCAUUCAAGAAGCAAUGGCAAGAUCGGCCAUCGCGAUUAUCGAAGCGCAAUACCCAGAAGACGGCGAACAAAAAGAUUAUCGGAAAGAAAACUCGCGUCCCGCUGGCCAACAACCUCGACUCAUGUCCUCCGGCCGGGGAGUUCGCUGAUGAACACUUUUACGAUGACCCCGAGACGGACAGAUCCAUACCAGAGACCUUGCACCAGGUCGCCCGUCGUGCUGCAUUUGAGCGAGAAGCCGUUGGUUGGCACCGAUUCUGGACCGAAUAUGCACCUCAAAUGACGAACUUGAAGGAACUACGGUUGCGAAUGCCUCAGAACUUCGAUAGUGUGGGUAGUUGGAGUCUCCGCCAACUUCUGAACCCAAAAGAGACCUGGGUAAUGUUUGGUUAUGCGGACGAGCGGGGCCAUAUGCAGACACAAGAAGAUCUCCUGCAUCACGUCGCGGGUGACUUCAAGCUGCACAUGCAUGCAGCACAAGAAAAAAUAUGGCCUGGCGGCCGCUUUGUACGACGCAGUUGGAUUCUAUGGACACCUGAGCCUACAGGCACUGCUGAACUUGCUUUGCAUAGAGGUACAAAUGAGGCGAGAUGUCCAACAUCGCAUCCAUCUUCGAGCAACAAAACUACUGACCUAUACAAAACACACAAGCUGGCAGGAGAUAAGCGCGAAAAAGAACAGCUUCAAAAGGCCAUCAAGCAAGCACGAGAAACAGCGCGAAAAGAAGAAGAACUUGAGGCUUCACUUCUACUCUCCUCAUCAGAAGAUCUUGUUAGAGAUCCUCCAGCAGUGACACCGAGGCCAGAAGACAUUGAAAGAAGGCUGACAGGAAUCUACGGUCGCCACAUUCGUGGUGUUGCCCAGAGAACCUGGCGCGCUGAAAUGCGAGGUCACGCCGAACAGCUGAAUGAGGAUGUGUACGGAAGAGACGAAACUGUUCAUAGUCUUCGUCGAGUGGGCGCCGUAUCACAAGUCGAAGACGCUACGAUUGCACGAGACAUACUGCGGGAUACUCGAGAUCUUCUGCUAAAACGCAUGCAUGACUUCCGUCCAGAAGACAUCUUUGUACCAUGUGAUCGCACAGAACAUACGAACGGCUUGAAGCUUGUGAAGCACAUGACCGACUAUGCUGCCGAAGAGCGUAAACGGCGAGGAGAGCCAGUGCAAGAGGACGCACAUCGGACAGAGAAGCCGACUUCGAAAUUUGCGUCUACAAACACGAGACCUGGUGCCCUUCCACACGGUACACAGCAGUCGCAGACAAGUCCUGUUGAGAACAGCUCAGAAAAAUCUAGUUCGGAAUCCACGAGCUCGGAUGAGGACGAUCCUCGGCCGACGAGAUUCACUCCUGCAAUGCAAACUAAACGGAUCACAGCAACUCAGACUAUCACAGCUCAGCAGGGCUUCGAAGCUAUCUAUACAACGCGAAAGCUCAAGCUAACUCAGCAGUCAGCCAGUGAUAUUGCUACUGGGCAAAAUGAGAGAAUUCCCAAGUUUGAGAGGAAACCCAACAAGGGAUCGAGUGAGAGCGAUCAAGCCGCACACCAGACAUCUGAACACGUUGGCUUCGCACAGAGCACAGUAAAAGGAAGGACUACAGAAGAAAAAGGAAGGCCUGAAGAGCAAGCUACUGAAAAGAAGAGGCUCAUUGAAGUGAAAAAAGCUGCCAUCGCAACAGCAGAGGCGGAGAAGGAGGCCAGGAUUGCUGCUGAGAAUAAGGUUGUCCAAGAAAAGAAGAAGAGAGAUGAAGCAAAGAGUCAGAAUGCUGAAAUCAGGAGGCAGGUAGAAGAGGUUGGAGCGGCUGCUAAGAACAUAGCCGCUGACGAGAAGGCCACGAAAGAAGAAGCCAAACAGAAGGCAGAACAUGUGAAGAAACAAGCUGCUGCGGAAAAGAAAGAACUAAUGAAGCAGGCGGAUGCAGAGAGGAAGAAGGUGAAAGAUGCCAUAGCUGCCGAGAAGAAGAGAACCGUUGACAAUGAGGCUGCGAGAAAGGAAGCUGAACAAAAAGCUGCCGAUGAGAUCGCAGAAACUACCGAGAUAGCAGCUGUCAAAGCUAAAGAAGCUGCAGCGACUAUCAAGGCCGCCAAAAACGAAGAGACUCCUGAUAUCGUCCCAACGAUCGAAGGAAUUCUUCCAGGCAAGCUGACUGAGAAACCGACCAAGUCGCAGAAGACUCCCAAGGAAAAAUCACCAAAGAUUCUGGAAGGUACUAAACGUAAACAGCCUUCUCCUGAUCAAUUUGACGAUGACACUGUCGAUGAAAGAAAACCUGUCAAGAAACCUCGUCCUAACAAAGGAGCAUCAACAACGUCCACACCUAUUAGACGUAGCGCGCGACUUCGCACACAGACACCAACGAAAACACCUACACCGCAAUUUGAGUUCCCAUCGGAUGUUAGUGUCACCGAGAACAGUGAACAUGCUAUUGAGGACGAUGAUAAGAGAAAGAAAGGCAAGAAGGGGAAGAAGGAUGUAGAUGACUAUAAGCCACAUGGUAGUACGAAGAAGAGGACUUCGACGAAGGUUGCAAAGGCAGCACGGGAGAAAGCGAUGGGUAGCAAAGCAGUAACGCUGGCUAAGGGGAGAAAGAGAGGUGCUGAUGAAGAAGAGGAAGAAAUCGAGGAGAUUGUGAAAAAGAAGCCGAUCCAGAAGUCGCUCAAGACGCCAGCCAAAAAGAAGUCAGUCUUGAAUAUCUCUCAUUAUCUCGCAAUUAGUCGGACAGCGUUGCAAUCAUUAGUGAAGGCUCACGCACACACAUCAUUUGAUCCCAGCCACUUGCGACUACUAGUAUCAAACAUGAACGCAACGAUGGCAGCUACACAACCGCUUCUCGACUGGAUCGCAGCACAUCCCUACCAAACAGUGUUCCACGUCGUCAACGGUGUCGUACUUCUUACGCCUGCAGCCGCUACUGUACCUUUCUUCAACGCGCUUGGAUUAAGUGCGGGCGGGCCCGUCGCGGGCUCAGCAGCAACUUCCAUCAUGAGCUUCUUCGGCUAUGUACCCGCCGGUGGCAUCUACGCGACGGCUCAAAGUGCAGCGAUGGGCGGAUAUGGCGCGAGUAUUGCCGCCGGAGCAGCACAGGCAGGUGCGAUGAUGAGUUCUGGAGCUGCAUGGCUUCAACAUACAGAAAUGGAGCCAGCAACCUCCCCACCAGCAGCAGAUAUCGCAAAACCACUAUCCAAUUUCCAAAAGAUAGGCCACAACACAUACCUCUGGACCUCGCCGCCAUACUUGACUCAGCCUGAAGAUCAAACACCACUCAUCCUCCUCUUCGCCUGGAACGCCGCGGCUGCAAAGCACAUUGCCAAAUAUACAGUCACCUACCAAGAGUUUUUCCCGACAUCCCGCAUCUUACUAGUACGAUGCUUCACUCAAGACAUGUUCCGCAGCGCCUCUUCCUAUAGCUCUUUACUCCAGCCAGCAAUAGAGCUUGUAGCCGAACACAUCACUGCAGGAGACGAAGUCCUCGUCCACAGCUUUUCAAACGGCGGCGGAAAUCAAGUCAAUGAGUUUGCGAAGGCUUGGAAGAAGAAGUAUGGUACAGUACUGCCGAUGCGAGCACAGAUUCUCGAUUCUAGUCCGACAAAAGGUCCGUGGAUGAAGAGCCACGCAGCGAUAUCUGCGUCUCUUCCCAAAAGUAUGUUUUGGGUUUGGUUUGGUGGGGCACUGGUACAUCUCUUGCUUGUUUGUACAUUCAUUGCCGAUAAGUUGAUGGGAAGGGAGCAUAAAAUGGUGGUUUUGUGUCGGCAGCUGAAUGACGAGUCGGUGUUUGAUACGAAGGUGCCACGUGUGUAUCUAUAUAGCAAGGCGGAUCAGAUGGUGGGUUUCGAGGAGGCAGAAGAACAUGCUGAUAUCGCCAAGGCAAAGGGGUGGGAUGUGACAAAGGUUCAGUUUGAGAAGAGUCCGCAUUGUGGGCACAUAAGAGAGGACCAAAGAAAAUAUUGGACGGCGGUUGUUGUAGCUUGGACGAAGGGGCCAAGGGACAAGUAG